AUGCUGAAGGUGACACUGAUGAUGAUCAUGAGUCAAACACCUGUUGGCAGCAGGCUUCACGACAGUGUCGCAAAUUAUGAUGCAACGUUACUCAUGGAAACCAGAGAAACGAGCUCGCGGGAGGAGUUUUGUUUACACUCUUGGGGAGCCAACAGCUACGGCCAGCUGGGACAGGGACAUGUGGAGGACCUGUCGGAGCACCGGCUCACUGACAACACCGCCCUGCAAGACAAGACUGCCCGGGCUGUGUGCGGCGGCGGGGGUCACUCUGUGGUUAUCACCGGGCAUGGAGAUGUGUUUGUGUGCGGACAGAAUCACAGAGGCCAGCUGGGACUUGGUCACAAUGCAGACAUCUCAACUUUUCAACUCUGCCCCAUCCUGAGUCAGAGAGUCACUAAAGUCGCCUGUGGUUGGGACUUUACUCUUCUUCUCACUGACUGUGGUCGAGUACUGGCAUGUGGCUCCAAUUCAUUUGGACAACUAGGUGUUGGACAAACAAUCAAACACUCUGCAGAUCUGCUGGUUGUUGAGAGUCUGAAGGAGUCAGUGGUGAAUGUAGCAGCAGGACUCAGACAUUCACUGGCUGUGACUGACUCAGGCUGUGUAUAUCAGUGGGGAAGUGGUCUUUCCAGUCAUGCUAAGAGAGCACUCAGUCCACACCCUGUUCCUGCACACCUCAACUCUACAGUGCCCUCUUUGGUACCAGGUCUGGAUCAGAAGACAGCACUAAUGGUGACUGCAGGCUCAGCACACUGUGGGUGCCUCACAGGAGACGGCGAUUUGUUUCUGUGGGGAAGCAACAAGCAUGGCCAGCUGACCGCCACAGAGCCCUUCCUGUCCUCUCCCACUCUUGUAAAGCGCUCACUGCUGGGUGGAGAGAAAGUUGUCCACGUGUGGAGCGGCUGGACACACACUGUUGCUCAAACAGAGAGUGGGAGAGUGUUGACAUGGGGCAGAGAAGAUUAUGGACAGCUGGGCCGACAAACAUCAACCAGUCAGAACUCAGAGGGGCAGUCAACAGGUCCUUCAGCAGAAGGUGGAAACCAGCCAGCUUGUUGCCCUGCAGAAGUUAAAGUCCUCCGUGGCGCGACACAGAUUGCAUGCGGAUCUGAGCAUAACCUUGCCAUCGUAGGGGGUUGUCUCCUCUCCUGGGGCUGGAACGAACAUGGGAUGUGUGGAGACGGUUCACAGAGCGACGUUUUUCAGCCGCAGCUCGUUUCGGGUCUCAGACCUCUUCUCAUUGGCUGCGGAGCCGGACACUCUAUGGCAGUGUGCGCUGCGACCGCUGACUCAAGACUCAAACUCUGCAACGACUCAGUAUCAUCGGAGCAGGAGCAUUUAUUCAGCACGAAGGGGUCGGAGACAAGACACACAGAAUGAUUUUGUGAAUUAACAUAUCUCUGACUGACUAAGUGGUGUUUAUGAUUAUUCUAAGUGCCUCUGAAUAUAAAGUAACUUUCACCUUGUAAUAGGCCACUUUAAAAAGAUCAGGCUUUAAACUGCACUCGUCAUAAAUACUGUUAUGUGUUUGGACACAGGCUGAGUUACGUUACAUGUGGACAGAGGCCAUCAUUUCUCUUACCAGCCCAUCACUUUCAUGGACGUGACUGGGAGCCGAUGGCUUUGCAGGACAUGGCCAUGCCUAUGGCUCCUGGUCUACCUGCCAUGUUUGUCUCCCUGAUUGUAGCCGCUAUGGAUCAUGUGAGGGAUAGGUUAGACUGGUGCUAUAGCUCCAUCUUCCCAUGUCAGCAGGUUUAUUGCUGUGAUCUUGGGUGUCAGGAGACAAUCAAUCUCUGCACUUCAUACUUGGUCAUCUCAUGAUUUACCACUUACACAUAAGAGUACAGUAUUUUUUCUUUGGCAACUGUCCAUCACUUAUUUAUAUUCUUGGCAGUCUGUGUCAUAUUCGUCAGCGUUCUGUUUGUCUCAUUUGCACCUCUUUCAUGCUGUAUACUUCAUUAAUCCCUCUUGGGGGAAAUUCGCCCCCUGCAUUUGACCCAACCUACAUAUUUAUAAGCUGUGGGCGGCCGCAGUGCAGCACCGGUGACCAAAUGCAGGUCUGAAGACAGUGUUGUGGUCAAGGGCAAUGGCAAAACUCAGCAUGGCUCAUUGAUGCAAUUUGUUCACUUUUUUUUAUUUAAAUGUUUUUAUUUUGUCUUUAUGAUUUAUGCAAUUUAAAUAAAAACCCAUUUGUGUCACUGAAAUUAUGCAUUAGUAAAAGUUAAAUUAAUGUGCUUAUACCUGGAUUAGUUUGAAAAAAUAAAUCAACACUCGUUGAAAAAAGAU
Epinephelus lanceolatus (giant grouper) is the source of this 2286-nucleotide messenger RNA. RefSeq names its product secretion regulating guanine nucleotide exchange factor (gene sergef). The record is from RefSeq and is a predicted model, not a curated record. Gene Ontology annotation, cellular component: cytoplasm. Gene Ontology annotation, molecular function: guanyl-nucleotide exchange factor activity. NCBI's taxonomy places the organism in Eukaryota, Metazoa, Chordata, Actinopteri, Perciformes, Serranidae.